Messenger RNA from Exophiala xenobiotica, 1530 nucleotides. RefSeq lists its product as uncharacterized. Gene Ontology annotation, molecular function: iron ion binding; oxidoreductase activity, acting on paired donors, with incorporation or reduction of molecular oxygen; heme binding. Lineage: Eukaryota; Fungi; Ascomycota; Eurotiomycetes; Chaetothyriales; Herpotrichiellaceae. The record is from RefSeq and is a predicted model, not a curated record. The coding region runs from base 1 to 1530 and encodes 509 amino acids. The transcript is spliced from 2 exons.
AUGGCUGACUUGCAACAUUCGCAGGACUCUCGCAGACGCCAUCUACCACCAGGACCCAAAGGACUUCCGUUCAUCGGUAAUCUUCUCGAUCUCGCAGACACCGAAAAGGUGCGUGAGAAGGCCAUAGAAUGGCACCAGAAGUACGGGGAGAUCUUCUACACCAAAAUCGGCGGCGCAGACUAUGUCUGGCUCUCUUCGCCUCGCGUCGUGAAGGAGCUCAUGGACAAGAAGUCGUCGAUAUAUUCCUCCAGGGCGCCGCAGCCCAUGGCAGCAGACACCGUUAGCGGCAAGCAGCGACAACUCUUUAUGGUGUACGGUCCGGAGUGGCGGCAACUUCGAAAGUAUAGCCAUGCGCUGCUCAAUGCCAGUUCUGCCAUCAAGUAUCAGCCAAUCCAGGACUUUGAAUCCAAGCAACUGAUGGCCGAGCUGUUGGAGACCCCCGAGAACUUUUACAUGCACAACAGACGAUACAGCGCCUCUGUUAUCAUGAAGUUGACCUAUGGACACCGCCUCCCGACUUGGGACCAUCCGAUGGUGAAACGGAUCUAUCAAGUGCUGGACAACUUCACCAAUGUAUCCGCACCGGGAGCCUUUGUCGUGGACAGCUUUCCCUCGCUCGCUGCUCUGCCCCAGAGCCUCUUCGGCAAUUGGAGAACCAAGGGACAGAAGAUGUUCGAACACGACAGCAAGGUAUAUCUGGAUCUGUGGGAGACGCUGAAGAAGGAGGUCCAAAACGGCACGGCCGAGGAGUGCUUCUGCAAGGACUUCUACGUGAAUGAUCCGGCAAAAGCAGGCAUUGACGACCUACAAGCGGCCUACACUUGUGGGGGACUGAUCGAAGCCGGCUCGGAGACGACAGGAACCACGUUGAACAAUUUCCUGCUCUGCAUGGUACUACAUCCCACGGCAGUCAAGGCGGCUCAGAAUGAGAUCGACAAGGUGAUUGGACCAGGCAGGCUUCCUACGUGGGAAGACGAGAAGGAUCUCCCUUAUGUCCGAGCCCUGGUGAAGGAAGUGCUUCGUUGGAGACCGGUCAACAAAUUUGGGAUGCCUCAUGCUACAAGCGAGGACGACUGGUACCAGGGUUACUUCAUUCCCAAGGGCUCGGUAAUCAUGUUGAACUGGUGGGCCAUCCACAUGGAUGCGAGUAUACACGACGAUCCAACAGCGUUCAACCCGUCCAGAUAUCUCGACAAACCGUUGUCGGCAGCCGAGUAUAUCAAUGUGAACGACCCAUAUCAGCGAGACCACUUCACCUACGGAGCAGGUCGUCGAGUGUGCCCGGGUGUUCACGUUGCCGAACGCUCACUCUUCAUCAACAUCGUUCGGACACUCUGGGGGUUCAACAUCGAAAAAGCAAGAGACAAGGCUGGGAACGUGGUGGAACCUGAGACAGAAAUGGCUCCGGGAUUCCUCAGCGUGCCUAAGCCAUUCAAGGCUAAUAUAACUGUUCGAAGUCCCCAGCACGAGAAGGUUAUUCGUGAGGCAUACGACGAGGCACAGGCAAAAGGGAUCAAUUUCAAGGCAUAG